UCCAGCCCACGACCCCCGCACAGCACAAGCAAAUCCGCUAAUAGUUUAAGUUUAAUCGUAAAUGAACUAACUAUUAAGAAGAAAAUAAAAUAAAAUAUAUACCCGACAAAUCGCAAACAUGGCUGACAGAGCAAUAAAGCUGCUCAUCAUAGGAGAGAGCGGCGUUGGAAAGUCCAGCCUGAUACGUCGUUUCGUUGAGAACAAGUUUGAUGACAAUCAUGACGUCACAAUUGGUAUGGACUUUAAGAGUGCCAUCAUGAAUGUGGAUGGCAUUGACUACAAGGUUGCACUGUGGGAUACAGCGGGCGCCGAAAGAUUUCGCAGUCUAACACCCAGUUUCUAUCGCAAGGCGCUGGGCGCCAUACUGGUGUAUGACAUCACAAAUCGCGAAUCACUGGUCAAACUGGAUGCAUGGAUGGCAGAGCUGGACAGCUACAGUGAUAAUCCGAAUAUAGCCAUUAUUGUGGUUGGCAACAAAAUUGAUAAGGAUCGUGUCGUUGACCGGGAAGAUGGCCGUAAAUUUGCGCGCAAACAUCGGGCGCUCUUCAUCGAAACAUCGGCCAAAUGUGAUCAGUUCGUUAGUGAUGUGUUCAAGGAUAUUGUGGAGAAGAUUGUUUCAUCAGAAUAUUUCGUUAACGGGAAUACUUCGAAUGGCAUGACAAUUGACAAUACCCAGGAUGUAGACUCAAGCCCAUCGACGUGUUAUUGUUGACGUGCGCGUUGUGCUUUUCCUUGGUUCAUUCUGCUUUUCGAUAAUUAAUUUUCUUAAAUUUGUAGAGUAUAUUUAUUUUAAACGUAUCAAUUUCAAUUUAGUAUAAAUGCUUUACAACAUAUCCCAAAA
Messenger RNA from Drosophila arizonae, 841 nucleotides. It is a transcript of the gene Rab18, whose product is annotated as RAS oncogene family member Rab18. NCBI's taxonomy places the organism in Eukaryota, Metazoa, Arthropoda, Insecta, Diptera, Drosophilidae. The record is from RefSeq and is a predicted model, not a curated record. Gene Ontology annotation, molecular function: GTP binding; GTPase activity.